Purpureocillium takamizusanense is the source of this 2099-nucleotide messenger RNA. RefSeq names its product Deoxyribodipyrimidine photo-lyase (gene PHR1). Lineage: Eukaryota; Fungi; Ascomycota; Sordariomycetes; Hypocreales; Ophiocordycipitaceae. Gene Ontology annotation, biological process: circadian regulation of gene expression; entrainment of circadian clock by photoperiod. Gene Ontology annotation, cellular component: cytoplasm; nucleus. Bases 126 to 2036 code for a protein of 636 amino acids. Gene Ontology annotation, molecular function: DNA binding; FAD binding. The record is from RefSeq and is a predicted model, not a curated record. The transcript has 2 exons.
CUACGCGUGCCCUGGCCUGGGUGUUGCAACACUGGCUCCCUGUCGUAGACGCGGAUCUGGCAUUGCCUGAUCGCACCCGUUUUUGCUACUGCAACUUGCUCGUUGAACUGCCGCCUCUCCGUUCUAUGCGCCCGCUCGUGAGCUUCCGCUCGAGCUUCAUCGCGCUGUCCAGACCAUUGGCCGCAACGAUCUGUCUGAGUCGAUUGACGCCCCUCUACGCAUCAACAACAACAACUUUCGUCACCAUGCCUCCUAAAAAAGCCGCCAAGCGCAAGUCUGCCUCUCCGCCAGGCGCAAACGGCGGCGGCAACGGCAGCAACAAGCGCACCAAGACCGGCAGCGGUGGCGGCGGCAAGGACCUGCGCCAGCCGCACCCCUUCGCCGACGAGGCCGAGAAGCACGGCAUCGUCCUGCGCAAGUACUACCCACCCGAGAUGAGCAACGCCCGCGCCCGCGCCUAUAACGCCGACGAGAUCCCCCGCCCCAUCGAGGACCUUGUCGCCGCCCUCGAGCAGACGGCUGGCGCGCGCAAGGCCCUCCCCGUCAAGGACGCAGUCGUGCACUGGUUCAAGAUGGACCUCCGCUGCGCCGACAACAGGGCCCUGGCCCUGGCGGGCCAAAAGGCCAAGGAGGCGGGCGUGCCGCUCAUUUGCCUCUAUAUCGUCAGCCCGCAGGACUACGAGGCCCAUCUAAGGUCGCCGGUGCGGGUCGACUUUAUGCUGCGCACCCUGCAGGUGCUUCAGGAAGAUCUCGCCAAGCUCGACAUUCCACUCUACGUCGAGACGGUCGAGAAGAGGAACAAGAUUCCCAAUCGCGUCCUCGAGCUCAUGGAGGAGUGGGGCGCGAGCCAUCUCUUCGCCAACAUGGAGUACGAGGUCGACGAGCUGCGACGGGAGGCUCACAUGGUGCACGACUUGUCCGAGAACGGCAAGGCCUUCGAGGUCGUCCACGACAGCUGUGUCGUGCCGCCCGGCCAGCUGCGCAGCGGCUCGGGGAACCAGUACGCCGUCUACUCACCCUGGUUCCGCUCAUGGGUUGCGCAUAUCCACGACAACCUUGACCUGCUGGAGCUCUUCGAGCCGCCGGCCAAGAACCCAGAUAGCGCUCGCACGAAGUUCAAGAAGCUGUUUGACUGCCAGGUGCCCGACGCCCCCAAGAACAAGCAGCUGAGCCAGGAGGAGAAGAAGCGGUUUCGCGCGCUUUGGCCCUGCGGUGAGCAUGCGGCCAUGGACAGGCUCAACAAGUUCUGCGAGGAGAAAAUUGGCAAGUACAAGGACAAGAGAAACAUUCCGGCCGACGACGGCACCUCUAGUCUGUCGGUGCACCUGUCCAGCGGCACAAUCAGCGCGAGGACCUGUGUUCGCACGGCGCGUAACAGGAACAAGACCAAGAAGUUGGACGGGGGCAUCGAGGGGAUCCAGACGUGGAUUAGCGAGGUUGCAUGGCGUGACUUUUACAAGCACGUCCUGGUCCAUUGGCCAUAUGUCUGCAUGAACAAACCGUUCAAGCCAGAGUAUUCCAACAUCUCGUGGUCCUACGAUGAGGACCACUUCCAGCGGUGGUGCGAAGGACGGACGGGCUUCCCUAUUGUCGACGCCGCCAUGCGCCAACUCAACCAUGUAGGCUACAUGCACAACCGCUGUCGCAUGAUUGUCGCAUCGUUCCUGUCCAAGGACCUGCUCAUCGAUUGGCGGAAAGGCGAGCGGUACUUUAUGGAGCACCUCGUCGACGGCGACUUUGCCAGCAACAACGGCGGCUGGGGCUUCAGUGCCAGCGUCGGAGUCGACCCGCAGCCGUACUUUCGCAUCUUUAACCCGCUGCUGCAGAGCGAAAAGUUCGACCCCUCGGGCGAGUAUAUUCGCAAAUGGGUUCCUGAACUCAGGGAACUUGACGACAAGGAGAUUCACGAUCCGUAUGGGCGUGGCGCGGGGAACAAGGCCAAGAAGAAGGGAUACCCGGAGCCGGUCGUCGAGCACAAGCAAGUCCGUGAACGGGCGCUGAGUGCGUACAAAGAAGGCAUCGAGAGUGGCAUGUGAGGUUCGCUGGGGUCCGAUCGGGCGCAGGCCUUUGUUGCACCUAGCUGUGUUAUUAGUAGAGCA